Messenger RNA from Candoia aspera, 2713 nucleotides. Its product is annotated as zinc finger protein 239-like. The record is from RefSeq and is a predicted model, not a curated record. Gene Ontology annotation, biological process: regulation of transcription by RNA polymerase II. Bases 638 to 1498 code for a protein of 286 amino acids. Gene Ontology annotation, molecular function: RNA polymerase II cis-regulatory region sequence-specific DNA binding; DNA-binding transcription factor activity. The transcript has 3 exons. Lineage: Eukaryota; Metazoa; Chordata; Lepidosauria; Squamata; Candoiidae.
UGGGGGCGCCUUCCAAGGGGAAGGGAAUUCUCGCGCGAGGCUCACCGCCCUGCCCGUGACGUCACGCUCCUUGCAGUCGGGAAGUUGGGAAGAGCCAGGAGGUGAGAGCCGGAGGGCAGCCGCGUCCCAAAACGCAAGGCUUUCUGGGAACAAGGACGCCGCCGCAGAGGAAUGUGUGGGAAAGAGAUCUUAUUCCAAAGUGUCUUCAGAACGGUGACUCUCCUGCUGUAGGACUAUUUAUUCUGCUUCCAGAAUUCCAGCACAGAUUUCUGCUCCGGGUAUAAACCAGCCCCACAUACUUUUCACAAUCCCCAUGUAAGGAGAAUACAGAGGAAGAUGUGUUUUCAUCUUGUCCCUCUUUUCUGGCAACUUCCAAAGGGGAGAGAGAAGAUUUAAUGACCUAGAAUGAAAGCUAAGCAAACAAAGAAAUAUUCUGGUCAUAGUAACCAAAAUACCAUCUAAUUACUCUUUGGAAAACAGAGCCUUCUUUUUUUAAAAAAAAAUCAUGCAACCCUCUUGCACACGCUUAGUUUUUAUUCCACGUUUUUUUUAACGUACAGGAGAGUGGAUCUUUACCCAUUUUUGGUGCUUAGAAUUAUUUAACAAUCAGUGAAGAAAUUCACAAGGGGUCUCUCCUAUGGGAGAAAAACGCUUGAGAUGCCCCAAUCCUGGGGAAAACUUUUUGGGAAAGUCUUAUCUUUCUGAACCUCAGCAAGUUUGCGCAACAGAUAAGCUAUAUAAAUGCCUGGAAUGUGGGAAAUGUUUCACCCACAGUAAGAACUUCAGCACUCAUCAAAGAAUCCACACUGGCGAAAAGCCUUACAAAUGCCCUGAGUGUGGUAAAAGGUAUGGAGCCAGCUCGACCCUGAGUAGACAUCGGAAAAUCCACAUGGAAGAAAAGCCUUAUAAAUGCCCAGACUGUGCUAAGAGUUUCAGUUACAAAGCAGAUCUCAUCAAGCACCACCGUGUCCACACAGGGGAGAGACCUUACGUGUGCGGCGAGUGUGGGAAAAGUUUCAGCCAAAGCUCCAAUUUUGUUACCCACCAGAGAAGCCACACGGGAGAGAAACCUUAUGAAUGUCCUGACUGCGGGAAAAGUUUUACCGUGAGCUCGAGCCUCAUUGAGCAUCAGCGUGUCCACACGGCUGAAAAGCCCUUCUUGUGCCUGGAAUGCGGGAAAAGUUUUAAUCGCAGCUCCCAUCUCAAUGUGCACCAGCGGAUUCACACGGGGGAAAGGCCUUUCCAGUGUCCCGAUUGCGGAAAGGGCUUCACCAUUCUCUCCACCCUUAGUAAACACCAGAGAAUCCACACAGGAGAGAAACCAUAUAAAUGCCCCAAAUGUGAGCGCAGUUUUCGGGUGAGCUCGAUUCUGACCCAGCACAUUAGGACCCACACAGGAGAGAAGCCGUACAUUUGCUCCGAGUGUGGGAGGAGUUUCAGUCAAAAAUCGCCUCUCAUUGCUCACCAGAAACUUCACAGUCGUCAGAAAACCCAGUAGGUGAGGGCUGCACAGCUCCAGGUGUGUCAAGGGCUGGACCAGGCUUUGGGCGGCCACAUGACAAAAGUGGAAGGGCUGGGAGAGGUGGCCAAUUUUACGGGGUGAAGUUGGUAUCUUAAGCCACUGAGGUCUUAAGGUUUCCACUUUUGCCCCUUCAUCUCCCGAGCCCCCAAAGCAUUCAGAACAGGGGAGGGUAGAAGGAUUGGCCCCAUCCUCUCUGGUGGAGCUCUGGGGAUCACAGAAGUGGCGCUGGUGGUCUGCACGUAGCUCACAGCUAUACCUUUUGCCCACAAUCCAGUAGCCUGCUGGCCAGAGUAAUCCUUAAGGAUGAGAGUGAGAAAGAUCGAAGGCAGCAGCUCAUCCAAAUCCUGUGCUCCAACUGGCAUGGGGGAAAGGAGAGAGAGGAAGUCGUGGUUCUUGUUUUUCCCUGACUUUUGAGUUCUUUCCCUUGGAUGAUGACCUCCUGCUGGACCAGCAGGAGACAAGUAAUGGAUGCUAACUGUGCAGCCGGUGUGCAUCCCUCCUGUGCGUCUGAGGAACGGGAGGGCUCUGGGGUGCCCUUUUAUCUCCAGACGUGUCAGAGCCGCAGGGGCCCCAAGGCUUCUGCAGAGGGUGGAACCUCUUAGCCGUGGUUAGAUUUCCUCCUCUGAAGGUCAACACACUUUUCCACUCUUGGAGGUGGUCAGAAUUACCAUGGGGCCCCUGAAUCCUCUCCCACUGAACUCCAGGGCUGCAGGCUAAGACAUGGCUGAGCGGUCAUUGGUAACAGUUUGGGAAAUGGAAAACUCUAAUCUGCUGUUCUUUUUGUCCUAUAUAGAAGUGUUGCUUGCCUAAAAAUGGCAUCCUUUCUUAUUUCUUUAGAGCCCAUUUACAAUCCAGCUGCUGUGGUCUUGACUGAGUCCUUGGGAUAUUAGAAAUCCAAACCUAUUAUGCCGUAACAACUCAACUCUGUGAUGAGUAGGAUAGGAACUAGGACUUGGAAGAAUGCACUGUACGUAAAUUCUGAUUCUAAUAAAUGAUUUUUAAAAAAACCUCUCUCUGCACCUCUGGUCAGAAAUAUGUUGGUGCUUUUACUGGAUUGUUCGACCAGCAAGAUCGUCUAUCCCUUUCUCCUUCUCCACGUCCCCCUUCCCUUUGUCUCCUCCUUUCCUAAUUCUCUUCCAUUGGCCAACAAGAAGUCCUUGCUGUACUGCACACCUCCGUAUAAACUGUGGG